AUGGAUAUGCUCGUCUCCGUAGUGAUUGGUACUAGCAUCUGCCUUGUUUUUCUGGUCUGGCUAACCGCCUCAGCCACACUAGCCAGAUCUGCUAAGCCACACCCAACCAGCAUCCCGACUCGAUCCCACAGCACGCCUUACAAGGCAACCCUACUGCGGCUCCUUGCUACGGCCUCUCAGCCACCCCCAAACAACAAACCAUCAUUCUGCCUGCCUCACAAAACGAAAACAAUAAAACAGCCCCCGUCUCCCCCCAGACCCUCGUCACUUCCAUCUCACCCACUCACACUGUGA
Molecule: messenger RNA, 294 nt
Organism: Bipolaris sorokiniana ND90Pr
Lineage: Eukaryota; Fungi; Ascomycota; Dothideomycetes; Pleosporales; Pleosporaceae
Exons: 1
Coding region: 1-294 (97 amino acids)
Source: RefSeq, a predicted model, not a curated record